CAAGCCUGCAACUCCAGAGAUGCUAUCAGCAAGUCUUUCCCAAAGUCGCAUCUUACAGACAUGCAGCAUGCCGCAUCCGAAUGUGGUAAACGGUGUCAGCACCUUGCAAAGUAGCCUGACCCCCUGUCUUUAUAAAUUCCCGGAGCACGCCCUGAGCGCCAGCUCCUGUGCCCUGGGCCACAGCUUCACGCCCAUGCACCAGUCCCUCCUUGCAGAUGAUCCUGCCGCCGCAGACUUCAAGCAGGAGUUCCGCAGAAAAAGCAAGUCCGUUGAAGAGCCUGUCGACAUGGACUCCCCUGAAAUCCGGGAACUGGAGAAAUUUGCUAAUGAAUUCAAGCUGCGGAGAAUUAAGUUGGGUUAUACACAGACCAAUGUUGGAGAAGCCCUGGCUGCUGUGCACGGCUCUGAAUUCAGCCAAACUACUAUUUGCCGGUUUGAAAACUUGCAGCUGAGUUUCAAGAACGCAUGCAAACUGAAAUCAAUACUGUCCAAGUGGCUGGAGGAAGCAGAACAAGUAGGAGCUUUAUACAAUGAAAAAGUUGGAGUGAAUGAACGGAAGAGGAAGCGCAGAACUACCAUAAGUAUCGCUGCCAAAGAAGCCCUAGAGAGGCACUUUGGAGAACAAAGUAAGCCUUCUUCUCAGGAAAUUAUGAGGAUGGCUGAGGGGCUCAAUCUUGAGAAAGAAGUUGUGAGAGUUUGGUUUUGCAACAGAAGACAAAGGGAAAAAAGAGUGAAGACAAGUUUACAUCAGAACGCCUUUAGUUCUAUUAUCAAGGAGCAUCACGAAUGCCGGUAAAGAAUUUCCAUGUAUAGAUGUGGAUUUCUGUUUUGCUUUUU
Molecule: messenger RNA, 837 nt
Organism: Eurypyga helias (sunbittern)
Lineage: Eukaryota; Metazoa; Chordata; Aves; Eurypygiformes; Eurypygidae
Gene: POU1F1
Product: POU class 1 homeobox 1
Exons: 5
Coding region: 20-796 (258 amino acids)
Biological process (GO): regulation of transcription by RNA polymerase II
Molecular function (GO): DNA-binding transcription factor activity, RNA polymerase II-specific; RNA polymerase II cis-regulatory region sequence-specific DNA binding
Source: RefSeq, a predicted model, not a curated record